UCCGCUCUGGUCACACCCCGGCGAAUUUGUUUAGAUUUACCGAGUUUUUUUUUUGUUUGAUUUGGAUUCCCCGGGCUUGGAAUCGAAAUUGGAAUCCACCUGCAAGAUGCGCCUGUGUCCGCUGGCCGUGCUGCUCGGCAUCUUCCACCUGCUGCUGGCCUGCAACCACUGGGUCCUCCGCGAGGAGCAGAUUGUGCCCAAACUGGACUCGCCCUUUCACAUGCGUGAGCCCCAGAAUCUGGCGGCAUUUCUCCAGCAGAUCAGGUACAGUGAGUACGUGGAGCGGUCCUAUCUGGACUUGCUGCGCAAGCGGGAGCAGAUAGUGGAGCACCUGCGGUUCUCGAUGAGAUUCGGGGAGGACCUGGCGGAGCAGGCCAAAUGCGCCAUGGACUACUACAUGCUGGAGAAGCGGAUGUCCUACCUGAAGAUCACGCCCGAACAGCUGAAAAGGAUCAAUCUGCCGGACCAGCGACAGCUGCAUGCCCAGAAAAGUGCCUCCGCGAUGGGAAUGGAGCCGAUUUGCAGCGAUUAUCAUCGCCUGAGUGUGGGACCUGCCACCUACGAUCAUCUGGAUAGUUUUCGACCCGAGGUCCUGGCUGCAGCGUUCUUGGAACGCGAGCACGACACCAAUGUGGGCAUGGCCACGGUGGAGCUGACACGUCGAUUUGCCGUCGACGGACUGCAGCAUCAUCCGGCCUCGUGGAAAUUCCACACCCUGAGCUCCUACUACUGGCGAAUGCGGGGAAACGCGCGGGAAGCACUGCCCUGUGCCCGAUUAGCUGCCCUUCUGGCUCCACCGAUCUUCAAGGACAUUCCCCUGCUCAGUUUGGGCACUAUUCUGUUCCGAAUGGGCCGGCUAGCCGAUGCCGACUUGAUACUAACCGCUGCCGUGGAGCACGCCCCACAUGUGGCCGAAAACCAUGUGGUCUUGGCCUCCGCUCUGGCCAUGAAGCACGAUUUCAAUCGCUCGCUGCAGCAUUUCGAUGAGGCCGAGCGUCUGGACCCCAGCACAUUGCCACGCACUCAGCAGGUGCGAAAUUUCAUCAGCUGCCUGGAGAAUCUCACCAAGAAAACCUCCAAGAUGUAUAGCUAUGUGAAGUACAUGAAGAACGAGGUGAAGGAGUUCAAGAAGCUGAAACAUCACAUCUCCCAGAACCACGAACGCUUGAUCCAGCAGCAAUUGCCGCUGGGAGCGAGACGAUUGCUUCUCGGCCUGGAUGCCCAAACCAACAAUGAUGAUCUCCAUCGCAGGGGACAGUAUUGCAGCACCAGGACACCGAAUGGCUCCGAUGAACCAGUGCUCUUUUGUGACUUCUAUUCGGACAUGCAGAUGCGACUGGAGAGCAAGGAUGUGGAUAUAGACGUCCUGGAGCGUGAUCUCAAGGCCAACACGGAUGCGGUCAUUCGACAGGUGUCCACCGAGAUACGUAAGCAGUUCAAUCUGGAGCAACUGAAGGCAGCCAAGGCACAAAUGCCCGCCAAAGCAACCAAGGCCACAUAGUAAAUGGUCAGUAAAUGGUCACCACACAACUGGCACACAUUCCCCAAAAACUUCGGGUCACAAACUAGCUUUUACUUUUAAUCUGUUCAUAUAGUAUUAGGUCGUGUGUGUGUGUGUACAUAAGUUAACCGAGAUACUGGUUAAGUCUGCAGGAAUAGUUUAAUCGGACUAGGCAUAUAAGCAGGCAAUGUUCGAGCGGAGGUUUUGGGUAGCACUAUAACCAGCUUGAAUAGCUAGAUAAAUAAAUAGCGUAUUUAAUGUAUUCCCCAAGUCUUAGGUUCUUAGAGAAGUAGAUUAUCUGUUUGUUUUAAAUAUUGAAGCAUUUUAUCAAUUGUAAACUCGUUAAACAUUCUGUAAACGCAUGCAAUUAUGGAUUUCACUUUCUUUGGUUGAUUUAAAACAUUUGUGUUAAUUUUUGGUUAUGUUUUAAAGAACAGAUUUAUAAAACCCACUUUUUUCGUUAAAAUCAAGUAUUUAUUUAAUCAAUUCUUUUAGUCUACUUCUUUGACAUUAAAGCUUAGCUUUAAUUAAGGCCAAGAAUUCUAAAGACAUCUCUAAAUAUUAUUAAUAUGUGACACGUUCGAUAGGAAUUAAGUUGUCAUUUUAGUCUUUUAGGAAAGUGCCGAUACCAUUUAUUUUUAAUAAUAAUCAACAACAUGAAGGACCAGGACCUCCCCUCGAAUGUCCCAACAAAGUUUGGAUAAUCGCGACUAGGCUAUUGCGUAUUUAUAUUUAACACUAGUUUAAACCCAUUUACUAUACAACACCCCGUUCUGUUUGUUAAUCCUUAAGAAAUUUACAAAAAUAACAACAGCCAUGAGCUAAUCGAUGAAAACAGA
Messenger RNA from Drosophila elegans, 2340 nucleotides. RefSeq lists its product as uncharacterized. The transcript has a single exon. Gene Ontology annotation, cellular component: actin cytoskeleton; cytoplasm. The record is from RefSeq and is a predicted model, not a curated record. The coding region runs from base 107 to 1501 and encodes 464 amino acids. Gene Ontology annotation, molecular function: protein binding. Gene Ontology annotation, biological process: actin filament polymerization. NCBI's taxonomy places the organism in Eukaryota, Metazoa, Arthropoda, Insecta, Diptera, Drosophilidae.